Messenger RNA from Sceloporus undulatus (fence lizard), 1048 nucleotides. RefSeq names its product THAP domain containing 1 (gene THAP1). The transcript is spliced from 3 exons. The record is from RefSeq and is a predicted model, not a curated record. The coding region runs from base 237 to 899 and encodes 220 amino acids. Lineage: Eukaryota; Metazoa; Chordata; Lepidosauria; Squamata; Phrynosomatidae. Gene Ontology annotation, molecular function: sequence-specific DNA binding.
AAAACCCGCGCGUCAAACUCCGGAGCCGCGCUUCCCCAUUGGUCGCGGCGGGGCGUGACCAGGAGUUCUCGCGAGAUUUCAGGGCCUGAAGCUGGCGCCGCCAUGUUGGAGUAGGGAGAGGCCGCAUCCAGCUUAUGUCGUCCCUCAGCGUUGGUUUUUUAAUUUUUUUAAACAGGGACGCGAAGGUACUGCCUUCCGGCUCCUGAGAUAUUUUGGCGGCGAGCGGCGAGGACAGGAUGGUGCAGUCCUGCUCUGCCUACCGUUGCCGGAAUCGAUACGACAAAGAGAAGCCCAUCUCUUUCCACAAGUUUCCUCUCACAAGACCUGAUCUCUGCAAGAAAUGGGAAGCUGCUGUUAGAAGAAAAAACUUCAAGCCAACGAAGUAUAGUAGCAUUUGUUCUGAACACUUUACUCCAGAUUGCUUCAAAAGGGAAUGCAACAAUAAGCUCCUAAAAGACAACGCUGUGCCGACAAUAUUUUGCCACACAGAACCAAAUGUGAAGUCUGGAGGCACUCAAGAACCACUUGAAAUACCAACUCCCCCUUCUCCUUCACCUCCACCACCGCCACAAACUGACCCAAGACUAGUGGAUCCAAGCAUUGGUUUGUUAAUGCCACCACUUCACACCCCCAAUAACAUUGCUGUUUUUUGUGAUCACAACUAUACCGUAGAGGAUACAGUACAUCAGCGAAAAAGAAUUCAGCAACUGGAAGAGCAGGUGGACAAACUGAGGAAGAAGCUUAAAACUGCACAGCAGCGAUGUAGGCGUCAAGAGAAACAGAUUGAAAAACUGCGAGAGCUUGUUCAGUUUCAGAAAGAAAAAGACGUGUUGUCAGGCAAAGGUGGCUAUGUGAUUCUGCCUAAUGACUAUUUCGAAAUUAUAGAAGUACCUGCCUAGGAGGCUAAGAUUUAUAUUUAUGGGGCACUGCCAAAUUUAGCCUCCUCAAACUAACUCAGAAGUUCAUUUUAAAAACGCAAUGCUUUCUACUUCUGUGUAUAUAUUUCACCCCAACAGAAUGAUAAUAAAAAUUGCUAUAUAAUUUUUUG